This is a messenger RNA of Scedosporium apiospermum, 303 nucleotides long. RefSeq lists its product as uncharacterized. Lineage: Eukaryota; Fungi; Ascomycota; Sordariomycetes; Microascales; Microascaceae. The transcript has 2 exons. The record is from RefSeq and is a predicted model, not a curated record. The coding region runs from base 1 to 303 and encodes 100 amino acids.
AUGUCUCGUGUGUUGAACACCACCGCGGUGGAACGACUCGACCGCCCAGCCAACGUACGAAUCUCGAGCGGCAACCGUCAGCCUCACGGGCUGAUGAAUCACGAUUUUCAAGUAGACAAGCCCCUCCUAAUCAAAGGAGGCUCAUACGAGUUGCAAUCCCUUAAGCCUCGACGCUCGUUGGGUAGCGCCAUGAAGGAAGAUGCGGACGUUCUCAGUAAAAAGGCGCCGAGGACCAUGCAGCUCGAUCCCAUGAAUUUCUCUAACGAGACCUGUACCCCUAAGGAGAACGGACAGGGGGCUUAG